UUCGAAUAGCUCCGAACGCACAUUCGAAAUUCGUAGAGUAGCAUUCACUGAAUACACUCGUAACGUCAAAUCUUACCGUUUCGUACAAUUUUUCUACGACAACGUUAGACUAACGGACAAAAAUUAGAAGUAGUAAUAAAAAGAAAAUUUAAAAGGAGAAAAAUACGAAAGCUGUAAAAUGUACAAAGUUGUAACAACACGUCAGCAGUAUGCUAGUUUGUUGGAACUAAUAAAGGAGAAGCCAGAAAUUGCUCAGGGGUUCUCCAAAUGCUCGAAGGAAGAGGUAGCCGAGUUUUGGCAAAAUGUUGCGAAGCAGCUUAAUAGUAUAGGCCCACCAACCAAAGAUGUAUCAAGCUGGAAAAAGGUGUGGUUAGAUUGGAAGGCUUAUAUAAAGCGAAAAUUGUCAGAAAACAAGAGGGAGCAAACAACAACUGGCGGUGGCCGCUAUAAGCAGCACCACUUUAAUGAGAUGGAAGAAGAAGUAAUCAGACUGACCGCUUUAGAGACCAGCACACACGGUAUCCCAGGCACAGUAAGUGUGGGACUACCUGCUACUGUCGAGGCAGAGAAUAGUGGACCCGAUCCGGACGUAUCCAUGCUGUCGGAUAACUGCAGUCCUUCUUUCACGAGACGUGCACCAACUGUCCAAAAGCGAGUCGGUACAAGUACUGCAGAUCUUCUAAAAGAGCAGCUAGCGCUUCAAAAGGACUUCCAAGCAAAGAGUCUGCAGCAUUUUGAACAGCAAGAUAUGAAGCUAGACAAUCUCGCUUCGACUAUGCAGAGAAUGUGUUCGGCACUGGAAAAAAUGUGCGACCUGAAAGCCGCCGACCUGGAAGAAACGCGUAGGCACCAUAGAAAUAUGGAGUGCUUGAAUGCGGCCAAAAAUGAAAUAAAACAACAAAUGUUAGAAGUCGAGAAUAAGAGCCUCGAAGCGUUGUCAAAAAAAAUAAUAAUUCACAUUUUUUAUUGA
This is a messenger RNA of Anastrepha ludens (Mexican fruit fly), 970 nucleotides long. RefSeq lists its product as uncharacterized. The record is from RefSeq and is a predicted model, not a curated record. Lineage: Eukaryota; Metazoa; Arthropoda; Insecta; Diptera; Tephritidae. Gene Ontology annotation, cellular component: nucleus. The transcript is spliced from 3 exons. The coding region runs from base 179 to 970 and encodes 263 amino acids.